Gossypium arboreum is the source of this 2075-nucleotide messenger RNA. RefSeq names its product pseudouridine kinase. NCBI's taxonomy places the organism in Eukaryota, Viridiplantae, Streptophyta, Magnoliopsida, Malvales, Malvaceae. Bases 608 to 1789 code for a protein of 393 amino acids. Gene Ontology annotation, molecular function: kinase activity. The record is from RefSeq and is a predicted model, not a curated record. The transcript has 10 exons.
GAAUUGUUUGCCGAAAAAUGAUUUUCCCUUUUGAAAAAGAAAUUUUCCAUUUACCAAACGUUUUUACGUAAACGUAGAGGGAAAAAACAAAGUAGAUCUCUUGAAACUCUCGCAGUCGUCGCCUUUGUUAGACAUUCACUGGCCACUCCAAUAAUCUUCUUUGGCACCAAAUCAAAAUUGCCUCCUCCGUUUUUGUUUCCAUAGCUUAGAUCUUGAAGAACCCAAACUAAAGCUUACGGAAACCCAAGAAAAGUUUCAAGAUAGAAAAUCUCGAUUCAGCACCGUCCAUCAUCAGAUCAGCCCUAUUCUCCGAUAAAUCAUUCCCUUCGGUUGGAACAGCUUCCUCACUAUUCAGAUCGUUGAACGGGUUCCCAAAGCUUCGAAACCCAUUUAAUUCUAGUGGAAUGAGCUAUUACGAGCUAAUGCAGCCCGUGUUGAAUAGGGGGCAUUUCUAUUCCGUUUCUUCUCCACAAAAUAGCUGAUUCGGUGCCCAAUAAUUCCAUUUUACCCUCCCCAAUAAUUCCUUUCGUUUUCCUCUGUCUCUUUGCCUCUGUUUUUUGUGAUUUUGAAAUCCCCCGCUUCAUCGAAGACUCAUUUCAGGGUGAAAAUGGAGAAGCAAAGGAAAGAUGGAGAUGUAGAGGCAGUCCCAGUAGUGAUAGGGGGCAUGGUUUUGGACAUUCAAGCCACUUCUUCAAUUCCUCCACAUCCAAGAACCACUUGUCCUGGCCAGAUAUAUUAUGUACAAGGCGGGGUGGCCAGGAACAUAGCCGAAUGCAUGACAAAACUUGGAGCUCAGCCUUUUAUGAUUAGUGCUUUGGGACUUGACAUGCCAGGAAAUUUGUUGUUGGAGCAUUGGAAAUCUGCAGGACUACGGACAGAAGGCAUUAGGAAGCACAAGGAUAUUAAGACUCCCACAGUCUGUCAUAUACUUGAUGUUAGUGGAGAGGUGGCGGCUGGUGUUGCCAGUGUGGAAGCAGUUGAAAUGUUUCUUACACCCAAGUGGAUUCAACAAUUCAAGCACACAAUACGUUCUGCUCCUCUAUUGAUGGUUGAUGCAAAUUUGAGUCCCCCUGCUAUAGAAGUUUCUUGUCGACUAGCAGCUGAGUCAAACGUCCCAGUGUGGUUUGAGCCUGUAUCGAUUGCAAAAUCUGAAAGAAUUGCUCCAAUUGUAAAGUAUAUUACUUUUGCUUCACCUAAUGAAGAUGAACUAAUUGCUAUGGCAAAUGCUUUAUCUUCUCAAAAUUUAUUUUGCCCAAUUGAAAGGAAUAAUUGUUCUACGGAUACUUUGUUCCAGAUGCUGAAACCAGCGAUCUGGCUUUUGCUGGAGAAGGGUGUCAAAAUUCUUGUUUUGACUAUUGGUUCAGAUGGUGUACUUUUAUGCACUAAAGGGGAAUCAAUCUCCUGGAGAAUUUGUCUGGAAAAGACGCAGCAACAUGGAUUUAGUCGACAGUUAUUUGAAAAUAUGACGUCAAGCUAUCCUUCAAAUUUGUAUUCUGAUUCUAAGGUUCUUGAGAGAAGCCCAAAUUUCUUAGCUGUGCAUUUUCCUGCACUCCCUGCAUCUGUUGUAAGGCUUACAGGAGCUGGUGAUUGUCUAGUCGGUGGAAUGAUUGCAUCCCUUUCUACAGGUUUAGAUGUGAUGCAGAGCGUAGCAAUUGGUAUAGCUGCAGCCAAAGCUUCGGUUGAGGUGGACAGCAAUGUACCUUCUCAAUUUAGUUUGCCAACAAUUACAGGUGAUGCCAGGAUUGUAUAUUCAACUGCCAAACUUUUGCAACAUCAAUCUAAGCUGUAAUGUCCAAAGAAGGGGCAUGGAGUUUUGGUAAACACCCAAAGUUAGAGCCAUAUGUGCUUGCCUCUUUUAUUGUUAUACAAAAAAAAAAAAAAAAACCUGGAAAUUGCGAAUUGAGAUUUUAUACACCAUAUUUGCAGAAUAAAUAGCAAUGCAGCCUUAUAUUUUGUUGGCAUGACUAUAUCUUGUUUUCUCAGUCUAUUAUUAAACUGAAUGGAACAUAUACUGAUCUUUGUUGUUGCAAGGAAUUGGAUUGCCUUUGUUACUAAGGUAUUGUUUGUUUUGGAGA